Penicillium cosmopolitanum is the source of this 678-nucleotide messenger RNA. RefSeq lists its product as uncharacterized. Lineage: Eukaryota; Fungi; Ascomycota; Eurotiomycetes; Eurotiales; Aspergillaceae. The record is from RefSeq and is a predicted model, not a curated record. The transcript is spliced from 2 exons. Gene Ontology annotation, molecular function: oxidoreductase activity, acting on paired donors, with incorporation or reduction of molecular oxygen; heme binding; monooxygenase activity. The coding region runs from base 1 to 678 and encodes 225 amino acids.
AUGAUUCCAUGCUUUUUGCUAGGCAGCCUCGUGGCAUAUUUCCUGGUCACGAUUAUCUACCGUGUGCACAUCCACCCACUCAGCAAAUUCCCCGGGCCACGUUUAGCUGCGUUAACCGGUCUAUACGAGAUCUACUUUGCCGCCUGGGGGACCGGCUCAUUUGAAGAUGAAAUCGAGCGAAUGCACGAGAAAUAUGGCCCCGUGGUACGCAUCACGCCUGAUGAGGUGCAUGUGCAAGAUCAAUUCUAUAAUGCUCAACACGCCGACAGCUGGAUCAAAGGUACCAAGGCCAUUCAUUCUGGUCGACACCAAUCGGGGUACCCUAGCCCGAGUUUCCAGAUCAGGAAGCGAUCGAUGUCGCGAGUACGAUCGAUCCUUCAAGUGGAGGUGCAUCAGAUCAUCCGUAAACUUGUUCGGAAGCAUCAAGUGUCUCGGGGUUUCAGUUGGCGCCUUCCUUCGUUUGCAUCUAUUCCGAGUCUUUCGGGGGGUUCCGUUGAUACGGCAGAGAUGGGUUAUCUGGAAGAUGGCCAUCAAAUGCGAUCAUCGAUACCCAAUCCGAUGACCCGGAACCAGUUUGCCCUUCACAGCCCCAAUGCCUCCGACCCGGGGCUGUGGAAAGCCGACGAAGUUAAAACCAAGACGAGUGGUACAGGACUCGAUCCAAGUCUCCCGUUUUAA